AUGUUUGUCGUGGGCUUGAGUGUGCGAGUACAAGAAUAUGAAAGGAAGAUCGAGCAAGAUGGAAACAAAAUAUAUAAAACUAAAACAAAAUCUUCCAAGAGGAAAACAAAGAUUCAGCAACUCGAAACAAGGAAUAAAAAUUCAAAUCCACGUCGUGGUCGUAAUAAGGUCAUUCGUGGGGAUGAUUGGUGCAGGCAUCACCCACGUGGCAAAAUCCAAUCUCGUAAGGCAAAGCGCAUCUUCGCACGAGUAUCUUCCAUCGUCCGAAUGAAACAUCCCGUCCCUCAAAGAGUAGAAAAAGGCAUUGCCGCCGUAAAAUUUGGGCAACCGGAUCGUGUUAGCCGUGGCUUCCACUCUCACCUUGCGCUCGUCUCCGAAGGCAAACGCCCCGAAAAGCUCGUCGAGCCCCUUCACCUUGAACAAGUAGUGCUCUCUUAUAUAACCCUUUCGGACACGCCCCCAUCGAAAGCACUUGUAACUCACGUCGAGACGUCGUUUGGACAUGUCGAACCUCGCGACAUUUCCUUUCAUAUCCAAGAAGAAGACGAGCCCUCGGUGGAGAAUCGGGGCCCCACGCGACAACAAGAAACUUGA
This is a messenger RNA of Striga asiatica, 594 nucleotides long. The record is from the annotation of a GenBank genome assembly. NCBI's taxonomy places the organism in Eukaryota, Viridiplantae, Streptophyta, Magnoliopsida, Lamiales, Orobanchaceae.